Suillus subaureus is the source of this 825-nucleotide messenger RNA. Its product is annotated as cyclin-like protein. The transcript has 5 exons. Lineage: Eukaryota; Fungi; Basidiomycota; Agaricomycetes; Boletales; Suillaceae. Gene Ontology annotation, cellular component: nucleus. The coding region runs from base 1 to 825 and encodes 274 amino acids. The record is from RefSeq and is a predicted model, not a curated record. Gene Ontology annotation, biological process: regulation of transcription by RNA polymerase II. Gene Ontology annotation, molecular function: cyclin-dependent protein serine/threonine kinase regulator activity.
AUGCCUGUUGAUCUAGUCCCAUUAGCUUCGACGUCUCAGAUAGAACGCACCCCUUCUAGAGAGGAUGGUAUACCUGCGGAAUUGGAAGAGGAUCUGAGGGCAUUUGGGUGCAAGCUUAUUCAUGAAGCUGGGAUAUUGCUGAAACAAAAACAAGUUGCUGUAGCUACAGCUCAAAUCCUAUUCCAACGUUUUUGGUAUACAACUUCCAUGAAACAGUUCGGUAUCGGUGAUAUCGGAAUGGGAGCCCUAUACCUGGCAUCCAAACUCGAAGAAUGCCCACUCCGUAUACGCGACCUCAUCAACACCUACGAUCUCCUUCUCCAACGCACCUCCCACACCCUCUCCUCUUCGCCCAAACCCAAAGACCCCUUCAAAUACGCGCCAAUGUCUUACUUCGGCAACACCUUCUACGAUCUCAAAGACGCGCUCGUCGUAGCUGAGAUGCAGAUCCUCAAGCGACUGGGGUUUAACGUCCAUGUGGUCCUGCCAUAUGGCACGCUUAUAAACUAUCUCCGCGUGUUGGGGUUGACGAGUCGGAAGGAUGCUUGUGCGAGGGCGUGGGGGUACCUUAACGAUGCCAUGCAAACGCCAGUUUAUGCGUUAUAUGCGGUCCCAACGAUAGUCAGCGCAGCUAUCCUCCUUGCUUCUCGUCAACUUGAUAUAGCACUGCCUUCUCGCCGCCUCAUUGACGUGUGGAGCGUUUGUGGGUAUGUUAUGCGCUUGUAUCGCGAGCGCGCACCGGAGGAGAGGAUGAGGGUGAUGAGAUUGGUGGGUAAGAAGGAUGUGAGGGGGUGGUUGGAGGAGAAUGCUGUUGUGCAGUCUUGA